Messenger RNA from Beta vulgaris subsp. vulgaris (sugar beet), 1924 nucleotides. Its product is annotated as putative clathrin assembly protein At4g40080. The transcript has a single exon. Gene Ontology annotation, cellular component: clathrin-coated pit; clathrin-coated vesicle. The record is from RefSeq and is a predicted model, not a curated record. The coding region runs from base 332 to 1375 and encodes 347 amino acids. Gene Ontology annotation, biological process: clathrin-dependent endocytosis; clathrin coat assembly; vesicle budding from membrane. NCBI's taxonomy places the organism in Eukaryota, Viridiplantae, Streptophyta, Magnoliopsida, Caryophyllales, Amaranthaceae. Gene Ontology annotation, molecular function: clathrin heavy chain binding; SNARE binding; phosphatidylinositol-4,5-bisphosphate binding.
AAUGAGUUCGCCUCGACAAAUUGAAUGGAAGUUUCUCUUCACAAGUAAUCAAACACUUGUUUGCCGGUAAAAUCUGCUUCUUUAAUCCUUUAUCUUUGCAUGACCAAUUGACCCCCCCUACUUUAUUUCUUCUUUAUCCCCAUCCACUUUAACUUGAACCUUAAAAAUCUUAUAACCGUUAAUCCUUCCCAUUUCCCACUUUAGAAUAUAAGAUACCAACCAUACCUUAAAUUAAAACUUCCCACUUUCGUACUCUACUACCUAUCUUCAAAAUUUUCAACUCAAAACUCCCCAACUAAAAGAAACACACAACCAAAAUAGAAAAAAAUAAAUGGGACUCCUAGGCGACAUAAUAGGCAAGGUGAAGGACAAGGCGUCCAUAGGCAAAGCAGCUCUCCUAUCACGCAACCACACGACGGCGGCUCUUCGUCUAACAGUCCUACGCGCCACCAGCCAUGAAGCCGACGCGCCACCGCCGGACAACCACCUUUCAGCUAUACUCGCAGCUGGAGACGGUCCACGCGCUGCGGCUGCUGUUGUGAUCGACGUCCUCAUGCGGCGGCUACACAAGACCUCCGCCUCCGCGGUGGCCAUCAAGUGUCUCUUAGCCAUCCAUGUCAUCGUUCGACGUGGCAACUUCAUCUUACACGAUCAGCUUUCUGUCUACCCCGCAACUGGCGGGCGUAACUACCUUAAACUCUCCGAUUUUCGAGACAACUCAUCUCCCAUAACUUGGGAGCUGUCCACGUGGAUCAGGUGGUACGCUAAAUACCUAGAACAAAUCCUAUCAACUUCUAGGAUUUUAGGGUAUUUUUUAUUUUCCACGUCGUGUAGUUUAGAAAGAGAGAAAGCAAAGGAAAUAAUUGCGUCUCUUUUAUGCAAAGAUUUAUUAAGAGAGAUUGAUGGGUUAAUUAAUGUGCUAGAAGAAAUAUGCAAAUCUCCUGAUUGUGUUCAUUUGGAGGGAAAUAAAUUGUUGCUUGAAGUGAUGGGAUUUGUGGGUGAAGAUUAUUUUACAACCGUUGAUGAGAUAGUGAUCCGAGUUGAGGAGUUUAAGGAGCGGCUGAGUUGCCUCAGUUUUGUUGACUCGGUGGAGUUGGUGUGCGCACUAAAAAGGUUAGAGGAUUGUAAGGAGAGACUUGGCACGAUGUUCGAGGUAAACGGGUCGGGUUUAGUUGAGGAUUUGUGGGGAUUAGUGAGUGAGAUGAAGGAUAAAGUAGGAGAAGUAAAAGGGUUUAAAGAGGAGAAGAUGGUGUUGAGUUGGGGUAGGUUUGAGUCGGCUCGGUUUGGGGACCGAGAUAAUAAGGCUCAUGACUCGGUCCAAUUUGCUUCGAAUCGGUUUGCAUUUCAGUUUGCUUAUGGUGAGCUUGUCCGGUGAGCUUAUUUCUCUUGGUUAGUUUAGAAAGUGAUGCACCUUACUCUUUUUUUUCUUUUUUUUUUUCUUUUUUUUUUUUUAGUUUUUGUAUGUAAAUCUCUGUAUUUUAGAGAGAAAAUCUUACUGAUUUUGUUCCUUUUACAUUUGUUAUAAUUAUUAAAAGGUAUGAUAUGUUUGUAUACUGUUGUUUGUAAGCCAAAGUCCAAAUGCGUUGGACUUUUUUUUUCUUUAAUUGUAAUAUCUAAGUGAAAAUAUUGCUUAUUAGCGGACCCCGGGGAUGAAAAUUGAAAAGGGUACUCGGGAGAACUGAGAAGUACGUAUUAAAAAAUUUAAGCUGAAGGUGACUACUUUAGACGUUGUAGUUUAGUGUAAGUGAGAACCCAAAAACCCACUUGAGGCUAGAGCAUAAUAUGAUUCUGUAUGUUUUUGUUUUUUUUUAUGUUUCUACUAUGGUCAUAAUAAAAAUAAUCAUGAAAUUUUAGUGAAUUAAAAUGAUGGGCUUAUAUUUUAUAACUUAAAAUUAUUAUGAAUCACUAGAUUUAUAUGAUCACC